AUGAAGUUCACUCUCGUCGCCUUCGUCUCCGUCAUCGGCCUCGUCGCCGCCAGCCCAGCUGCUUUCCCAAACCCAAUGCCAUUCUACGAGUCUGAGCCAGAGGCUUUCUCCAAGCUCGCCAAGCGUGACUGCACCUCAUGCAUCAACAAGAUCCGCUGCUGCGCUUUCCCACCAAACGUCAACUACUGCCACAAGUGCUAA
This is a messenger RNA of Orbilia oligospora ATCC 24927, 201 nucleotides long. RefSeq lists its product as uncharacterized. The transcript is spliced from 2 exons. Lineage: Eukaryota; Fungi; Ascomycota; Orbiliomycetes; Orbiliales; Orbiliaceae. The coding region runs from base 1 to 201 and encodes 66 amino acids. The record is from RefSeq and is a predicted model, not a curated record.